AUGGCCUCGCCUCUUAGGAGCAAGUCCUCCGCCCCGCGAGUGGAAAGCACCCGCCACAAGGAGACGUCAACUAUCCGCGUGGAGACAUCGUCCCACCGCGAGGAAACAUCAUCCCACCGCGUGGAGACGUCCUCCCGGCAGGUUCGAACGUCUUCCCGCCAGGUGGAGACCUCUCAGCGCCACCGGGAGGGGCCCUCCCUCACCCCCUCCGCGAAGCGACUCCCUAGAUUCCUCGAGGUGUCCUCCCAGCACGUGGAAACCUCCUCGCAGUGCACGGAAACGUCUUCCAGCCACGUCAGGGCGUCGUCAUCCCUGCGGGUGGAGACGACUGUGCACAGGGUAGAGAGCCCAGCCAGGCGGGACAAGCAGGCUGCUCGCCAGAGUGCCAAAAUGGCCCGAUGAAGUGCUACCCAAGGGCCAUGGCCCUUAGCCAGGACUGAAGUGCUUCCAGUUGCCCGCCAGCCAGCCAGCUUUCACGAGAGCCAAGCAUCUUUGGUUUCAUGGAAACAGCCCAUAAAUCAAUGUAAGAAACAGGCUGUGGUUUCUGGGCGCUGCCAACAUGUAUUGACAUUGCAGCACCUUAGACCACCCUGCUAUUGACCCAGUGUACUAUUUAACCUGAAGCCAGCACGGAGGAGUUUCGGACUUGUGGUACUGUAUAUGCCUGGCCAAUGGACAAAGAGGCCCUUUGAGUCUCUGCACCAGUAGUAUCUGGAAGACUGGCUGAAUGUGACCUGGAAAAGCCAGACACCUGGCUUCUGGAUCAUUGAUGCUUCAGGAAGGGCACGGGAUCCUGGUAGAUUCUCUGUUGUCCAUCUCUUAAAAGAAAUUUUUAUCUAGGUUUCUUCCUCCACAUUUCACUUCUUCAUGUUUCAAAGUUGGAAUGGAAAGAGAGAUACAAAGUGUCAAAAAAAGUGAUAGAUAUGAUAAAACCCAUAUUUACCCUAUUACUAUAUUAUACAUUCCACAGCUUCAGAAUGACAGUGUGUGUUGAUGAAGGUAAUUGUCACUGUGCCUGUCAUUCUUUGUAAAUGUCCAUUAAUGUUGGCCACGCUGUGUGUUAUCCUCCCAUUGUUCUCGGUAGCCGAUAGUGCUGCUGUACCUGGCAUGUGUCAUACAAUGUUCAAGACAGUAUGUGCAACAAUAAUGAAUGGAGAGCAGUAUUCUCCACUUGCAGUCAAGAAAGCCUUUGAUGGCACCGUCUAAUAAUGGAGUUUAUUAUGUGAGGUAAUAGUUGUGUACAGCUUACCUUCAGUUGUACCAGCCAGGUUAGUGUGAAAAACUAAAUAAAUGCAAAUUCUUGAAAGGA
Molecule: messenger RNA, 1309 nt
Organism: Peromyscus maniculatus bairdii (prairie deer mouse)
Lineage: Eukaryota; Metazoa; Chordata; Mammalia; Rodentia; Cricetidae
Gene: C8H17orf100
Product: chromosome 8 C17orf100 homolog
Source: RefSeq, a predicted model, not a curated record